UGCAGCGCAGCCUGGUCAGGGAGUGCCCUGGGAGAGCUGGCAGGAGCUGGAGACCGAUCCGCCCCCAGCGUGCGCGCGUCUCGGCGCCAGGAGCCGUCCCGGGGCGUGUUGGCGAGCGCUGAUAUAGAUAUAAGGACAUUUCUCUCCAUGGCGUCACGUGACAUAAUUACCACCAGAAUCAAUCAAGAUGAAUUGCACGUCAGCGCCCGGUGGGGAUUUUUGCUUAGUUGAUCCUGGCCCAAGCCUCUUGUGCAAUCGAUGGCUCAGGUUGGAGGCGCGGGGAGCGGCCCGAGGCUUGCCGGCGUGCACGCCGCGCAGCCAUGAACGACUUUGACGAGUGCGGCCCGAGCGCAGCCAGCAUGUACCUGCCGGGCUGCGCCUACUACGUGGCCCCGUCGGACUUCGCCAGCAAGCCGUCGUUCCUCUCGCAGCCGUCCUCCUGCCAGAUGACUUUCCCCUACUCGUCCAACCUGGCGCCGCACGUCCAGCCCGUGCGGGAGGUGGCCUUUCGCGACUACGGCCUGGAGCGCGCCAAGUGGCCGUACCGUGGCGGCGGCGGCGGCGGCGCGGGGGGCGGCGGCGGGGGCGGCCCCGGCGGGGGUGGCGGCGGCUCCGGGGGCUACGCUCCCUACUACGCCGCGGCGGCGGCGGCGGCGGCGGCGGCGGCAGCGGCGGAGGAAGCGGCCAUGCAGCGGGAUCUGCUCCCGCCGGGCGGCCGCCGGCCAGACGUGCUCUUCAAGGCUCCGGAGCCGGUGUGUGGCGCUCCCGGGCCGCCGCACGGUCCCGCGGCCGCCGCCUCCAACUUCUACAGCGCCGUGGGUCGCAACGGCAUCCUGCCCCAGGGCUUUGAUCAGUUCUACGAGGCGGCGCCGGGACCCCCCUUCGCCGGCCCGCAGCCCCAGCCCGCGCCCGCGCCGCCGCAGCCCGAGGGCGCCGCUGACAAGGGCGACCCCAAGGCCGGGGCUGGUGGCGGCGGGGGCAGUCCCUGCGCCAAGGCGACUCCCGGCCCGGAGCCCAAGGGGGCGGCGGAAGGCGGCGGUGGCGAAGUCGAGGGCCCCCCGGGGGAGGCGGGGGCCGAGAAGAGCGGAGGCACAGGUAGGCGCCCGGCGCGGGCCUAG
Peromyscus eremicus (cactus mouse) is the source of this 1118-nucleotide messenger RNA. RefSeq names its product homeobox protein Hox-D11-like. The record is from RefSeq and is a predicted model, not a curated record. The transcript has a single exon. Bases 321 to 1118 code for a protein of 265 amino acids. Gene Ontology annotation, molecular function: RNA polymerase II cis-regulatory region sequence-specific DNA binding; DNA-binding transcription factor activity, RNA polymerase II-specific. Gene Ontology annotation, biological process: anatomical structure development; regulation of transcription by RNA polymerase II. NCBI's taxonomy places the organism in Eukaryota, Metazoa, Chordata, Mammalia, Rodentia, Cricetidae. Gene Ontology annotation, cellular component: nucleus.